AUGAUCACCAUCUCAUCCAGCGAGAUCUUCGAAUCACGACCCCGGCUCAGACCCGAUGAUAUUGAAAAAAUUGGUGGAUCCCCCUGUCUCCGCAGUACGAGCCAACUCGAGCUCACCAACAGCUCCUCAAAUGAGCCUAUCAAAGAGAAAUUCAAGGAGCCUCAGCCUUCCACGAGACGGCAACGAUGGAUCGGAAAAUUGAAAGGUGUAGAGACACAGGGCAUCAAACCAGUACCGAUCGAAGAAAGAGAGCCAGUCACCUCCUCGACAUAUUUGCAUAUGAUCCUGCUUUGGUUUGGUAUGAGCUUGUCCAUGAACAAUAUCAUCGUGGGAUCAAUGGGAACUUUGGUUCUCGGACUACGCUUCAAGGAUGCCGCCAUUUGCGUAGUGCUGGGAAACUUGGUCGGAACGAUGACUGUAGGGUACAUGAGUACUUGGGGUCCGAGAAGCGGGAAUCGCACUUUGAUCGUGGCACGAUACUUUAUGGGCUACUAUCCCAGCAAACUCUGUGUCGCACUGAAUAUUCUCACCAACGUUGGCUAUAGCAUGGUCAGCUCGGUGACAGGAGGGCAAAUCUUGUCCCAAAUCUCCGGUGGACAUAUCUCCGACAUAGUUGGUAUUGUUGUCGUGGCCCUCUCGAGCUGGGUGAUGGCCAUGUUUGGAAUGCGCAUCUUUCAAGUCUAUGAACGCUUUGCGUGGCUUCCGCAGUUGAUGGUGAUCUGCAUCAUGCUUGGCUCCGCCGGUCCUCAUUUCGACUUUUCGAUCCAUACACCUGUAUCACUGGACCGACUCAAUGCCAAGCGGGUGACUUUCUUCUCACUCGGUGUCUCUGUCGCCCUCGCGUGGGCACCUUUGGCUGCAGAUUAUUAUGUCUUCUAUCCGCCGCACAUCAAGCGCUGGGCUACACAUUCCGUGACUGUGCUUGGUAGCUCCGCAGCCAUGAUGCUCACCUUGGUUGUGGGGGUUGGAUUGGGUUCCAUGAUGGCAAGCUCGCCCUUCUUUCUCGACACGUAUGGAAGGACUCCGGGAGGCCUGCUGAUGGCGGCCUAUGAUGCGCUGGGAGGAUUCGGUAAAUUCUGCGCUGUGAUCAACGUCCUAUCCCUCGUUGCGAACAACACCCCGGGGGCUUACUCGAUGGGUAUGAACCUUCAGAUGCUGGGAGGCUUCUUUGGACGAGUUCCACAGCCCAUCUUCACCACUCUCGCCACGGUGGUCUACACUGCCUGCGCGAUGGGAGGGCGAAAUUCACUGUAUACAGUCUUCAACUCCUUUCUCCCACUGAUUGGCUACUGGGUGAUGAUUUGGUUGAUCAUCGUCAUUGAAGAGGACCUGUGCUUCCGACGCGCAAAGGGGUAUGAUUGGUCUUGCUGGAAUAUGCCACAGCGUCUACCUCUGGGCAUCGCGGCAGGUGCAGCGUUCCUGGUCGGAUGGUCUGGAGCGAUCCUUGGCAUGCAUCAAAAUUUCUAUAGUGGCCUUCUGGCUCACAUUGCCUCGGGGGCAGAUCUGGGUCUCUGGACUGGGGCUGCAUUUACCGCGGUCAUUUUCCCGCCGCUUCGAGCUUUGGAACGUGCCUACUUGGGACGUUAA
Penicillium diatomitis is the source of this 1587-nucleotide messenger RNA. Its product is annotated as purine-cytosine permease family protein. Gene Ontology annotation, biological process: transmembrane transport. The record is from RefSeq and is a predicted model, not a curated record. Gene Ontology annotation, cellular component: fungal-type vacuole membrane; plasma membrane. The transcript is spliced from 4 exons. Gene Ontology annotation, molecular function: transmembrane transporter activity. Lineage: Eukaryota; Fungi; Ascomycota; Eurotiomycetes; Eurotiales; Aspergillaceae. The coding region runs from base 1 to 1587 and encodes 528 amino acids.